CGGAGGCCAUUUGGGCUGAGGAUUUUAAUCUUUUCUUUGCGCCUCUUACCUAUCUUUCCUUCGGGAGUUUCUGACGUUCCCGGGCUGGGCUGUUUGAGCGGCUCGUGGCCUGGUUUCCCCUCCUUCACACAGGCCGUCCUCCGACGCCGCACAUCAUCGCGAGCUUCUUUCCCCACACAAGAUGAAGCUGGAUGUCAAGAGACAGCUGUUCGCCCGCUCCGAGCGGGUGAAGGGCAUUGACUUCCACCCAACGGAGCCAUGGAUUCUUACCACACUAUACAGCGGUCACGUUUACAUCUGGUCCUAUGAAACUCAAUCUAUAAUCAAAACCUUCGAGCUCACUGAUGUUCCUGUAAGAGCCGGUCGGUUUAUUGCCCGCAAGAACUGGAUUGUUUGCGGUUCCGAUGACUUCCAACUUCGCGUUUAUAACUACAACACCUCCGAGAAGAUUGCUUCGUUCGAGGCUCAUCCGGAUUACAUUCGCUCAAUCGCGGUGCACCCCACGCAACCCUUCGUUCUGACCGCGUCGGACGAUAUGACUAUCAAGCUGUGGGACUGGGAGAAAGGCUGGAAGUGUGUUCAGGUCUACGAGGGUCACGGCCACUAUGUGAUGGGCCUUGCAAUCAACCCUAAGGAUACCAACACUUUUGCAUCGGCGUGUUUGGACAGGACCGUUAAAAUCUGGAGCCUUGGCUCGCCACAUGCCAACUUUACCCUGGAGGCUCAUGAAACCAAGGGUGUGAACCAUGUUGAUUAUUACCCGCAGGCGGACAAACCAUAUCUUCUCACCACUUCCGAUGACCGGACCGUCAAGGUCUGGGACUACACCACGAAAGCGCUCAUUGCGACUCUGGAAGGCCACACAAGCAACGUUUCUUUCGCCUGUUACCAUCCGGAACUACCUGUGAUCAUCUCUGGUUCUGAAGACGGAACUAUCAAGAUUUGGCAUGCGAACACAUACAGACUUGAGCAAUCAUUGAGCUAUGGCCUUGAGAGAGCAUGGUGUGUCUCCUACCAGCGCGGCCGGCAGGGAGUUGCGAUUGGUUUUGAUGAUGGUGCCGUAGUAGUCAAGAUGGGUCGGGAAGAGCCAGCUGUGUCCAUGGACGGUUCUGGAAAGAUUAUCUGGGCUAGACACAAUGAGGUUGUCUCUACUGUGAUCAAGGGCGGUGAUGCUAGUAUUAAGGACGGUGCGCCACUUUCUCUGCCCACGAAAGAGUUGGGAUCAUGUGAAGUAUACCCUCAGACCCUCUCACACUCCCCCAACGGACGGUUUGUCUCAGUCUGUGGUGAUGGCGAGUACAUCAUCUAUACUGCUCUUGCUUGGCGUAACAAGGCCUUUGGUCAAGCCUUGGACUUUGCCUGGGGUUCGAAGGACAACAGCAAUGAUUAUGCCAUUCGCGAGUCGACCACCAGUGUUAAGAUCUUCAAGAACUUCAAGGAAGUCAGCGGCGGACUUGAUGUAGGCUUCCAAGCUGAAGGCCUAACGGAUGGUGUGUUGCUGGGUGUUAAGGGCCAGGGCGGAAUUGGUAUGUUCGACUGGGAGACUGGGAACUUGGUUCGCCGCAUUGAAGUUGAUCCCAAGGCUGUUUACUGGUCUGAGUCGGGAGAGCUGGUGACUCUUGCUUGUGAAGAUUCCUUCUAUGUCCUCCGAUACUCCCGGGAAAAUUACAUCAAUGGCUUGAAUGCCGGUGAAGCCGACGAGGAUGGUGUGGAGGCCGCUUUCGAGGUUGUGACCGAUGUCAACGAGUCUGUCCGCACCGGCCAGUGGGUUGGAGAUUGUUUCAUCUACACGAACUCGACGAAUCGUCUCAAUUACUUGGUUGGCGACCAGACGUACACCAUCUCCCAUUUCGAUCAGGGUAUGUACGUCCUGGGCUACCUGCCCCGUGAUGGUCGCGUCUACCUUGCCGACAAGGAUGUCAAUGUCGUGUCAUUCGGCCUGUCUCUCAGCAUGGUCGAGUACCAGACUGUGGUGUUGCGCGGCGAUUUGGAAACGGCCGCGGAGCUGCUCCAGGACGUUCCCCAAGAUCAGAUGAACAAAGUGGCUCGUUUCCUGGAAGGCCAAGGGUACAAGGAAAUGGCACUCGAAGUCGCAACCGACCCAGAGCAUCGUUUCGAACUGGCCCUUGCCCUCAACAAUCUCGAGAUCGCCCUCGAGAUUGCCCGCGAAGCCAACAUCGAGCACAAGUGGAAGACGGUGGGUGACGCCGCUCUCGCUGACUGGAACCUUGCGCUGGCUCAGGAGUGCUUCACCAAUGCCAAGGACGUCGGCUCCCUUCUCCUUCUGCACACCGCCAGCGGCAACAAGGACGGUCUCCGGCAGCUGGCCGCCCAAGCUUCGGAAGCCGGGCUGCACAAUGUUGCCUUCUCCACUUUCUGGUCCCUCGGCGACGUCGAUGGCUGCAUCGACCUCCUGGUGCGGACGAACCGUCUAGCCGAAACCGUCCUUUUCGCCCAGACCUACAAGCCCUCGAGAGCCCCCGAACUCGUCGCCCAAUGGAAGACCUCCCUCGAGUCUAAUGGAAAGACCAAGAUCGCCCGCCUCAUCGGUAUCCCUCCGGGCACGCCCGACGCCGCCGCAGAUGAUGACCUCUUUCCCGAGUGGGAUGAGUACAUCCGCCUCGAAUCCGAGGGCGGCGCCGCUGCCGUCCCCGAACCCCCAUCCUCGGAGUCCUUGAUUGACGUUCACGGAGACGAUGAGACCGCAGACAACGGUGCCCCCGAGGUACAACCUGAGGCGGCUGCAGAAGCUACCGCAGAGGACGAAGCCAAGGAGGAGGAGGAGGAGGAGGAGGAGGAGGAUGAGGAGGAUGAGGAGGAGAAAUCCGAGUAA
Messenger RNA from Aspergillus saccharolyticus JOP 1030-1, 2833 nucleotides. RefSeq names its product coatomer subunit beta'. Gene Ontology annotation, molecular function: protein binding; structural molecule activity. Gene Ontology annotation, cellular component: COPI vesicle coat. The record is from RefSeq and is a predicted model, not a curated record. Bases 182 to 2833 code for a protein of 883 amino acids. Gene Ontology annotation, biological process: intra-Golgi vesicle-mediated transport; endoplasmic reticulum to Golgi vesicle-mediated transport; intracellular protein transport. The transcript has 6 exons. Lineage: Eukaryota; Fungi; Ascomycota; Eurotiomycetes; Eurotiales; Aspergillaceae.